ACCUCGGAGUUCUUCGUUCUAAUUUGCCAUGUGGAUUCGAUGUUUCGGGAAAAAUGUCUGUUGGAAAAUUAGAAGAAGGUUCUACCACACGCGGAAUUACACAACAAAUACCGAAAAUGAUAAGAAAAAAUUGGAGAUGAUUAGAAAUAUCGGAAUAAUGGCGCACAUCGAUGCUGGCAAAACAACGACAACCGAGAGGAUGUUGUUCUACUCGGGUAGCAUCUCGAACAUGGGAGAGGUUCACCACGGGAACACAGUGACCGAUUACAUGGAACAGGAACGCCAACGGGGUAUAACGAUAGCCUCGGCGGCAGUGACAUUUCCCUGGAAGAAUCACCAGGUCAAUCUGAUAGACACUCCAGGUCACAUAGACUUCACGAUGGGAGUGGAGCAGACCCUGAGUGCCUUGGAUGGUGCUGUGGUAAUUCUGGAUAGUUCGGCUGGAGUCGAGGCCCAGACGACGACGAUCUGGCGACAAGCGGACAGAUAUUCUCUCCCCAGGAUUGUUUAUUGUAACAAAAUGGACCGAGGAGAUGCCGAUUUUGACAUGUGUCUCAGGUCCAUCCAGACGAAAUUCGACGCGACACCACUACCUGUUCAAAUGCCUAUCAAGAAUUUCAAUGAUCAAUCGACGCUCUCGAUAAUUGAUCUGCUGACUCUGGAGAUGGUGACUUUCGAUAAGAGUAAUCAGGGGCGCCGGUACCAGCGACAGAAGCUAAAGGACAACGACGAGAUCCUGAAUGUUGCGAAGGAGAGGAGAAGGUGUCUUACGGAUAGAUUAUCAGAAUUGGAUGACCAACUGGCUGAUAAAAUCAUCCAGGAGGAGUCACUGGAUGAUAUCCCAGGGCAGCUGCUCCUGGAGUCUCUCCGACGAAUAACCCUGCAGCAAAAGGGAGUGCCAGUACUGCUGGGGAGUUCCUACAAGAACGUGGGGGUCCAGCUUCUGAUGGACGCGGUUGUCUUCUACCUCCCGUCACCGAUGCACCACCAGAAGGCGAGUCUUUACAGCUGUUUCAAGGACUCUUUCGCAGCGAGAGCCUUCAAGGUGAUACACGACAAGCAACGAGGACCCAUCACCUUCUUCCGGGUAUUCACAGGGAAGCUGUCCAAGGGCCAGAAAAUUUACAACGUCCAGAGAGAGAGAACUGAACAAGGAGGAAAGCUUUACGCAGCGUACGCCGAUGAUUACGAAGAGAUUCCGGAGAUCAGCGAGGGGAACAUCGCAGCCCUGGGGGGACUCAAGUCAACGGUCACUGGUGAUUUGUUGGCAGCCAGUGCCACAGCUGUCAAUCGAGCUAAAGAAAUCCUCGAGAAGAGGAGGGACGUGAGAGAAAUUGACAGACUUACCCUCUUCAACCCUACGAGGGUACCUGAUCCUGUCUUCUUCUGCUCCAUCGAGCCACCGUCAAUGGCUUAUCAAUCUGCUCUGGACUCUGCUCUCCAGCAAUUAGAGAGAGAAGACCCCAGUCUCAGGGUUUCCGUUGAUUCGGAGACAGGGCAGACAGUUUUAUCCGGAAUGGGAGAGCUGCACAUCGACAUUAUCAAGGAGAGAAUCAGAACGGAGUAUAAGAUCGACGUUGACCUGGGGCCUCUGCAGAUCGCCUACAAGGAAACUAUUGAGAGGCCAAUCAAGGACUCCUUCAAACUCCAUCAUGUGGUGGCGAGCACCAAGCAUGACGUCGACGUAACCAUGAGUCUGAUUGAUAACUACGAAGGUGAGAGCGUCCUGAUGAUGGACAACACGAAGGAGAGCGCCUCCAACCUGGCAGGGGUCCAUCCGAAAUUCAUGAAUGCCGUCAAGAAUGGAGUGACAGCUGCUCUGAACAGCGGACCCAGGCUGGGGUGUCCUGUCAUCAAUGUCGGGGUCAAACUCCACUGGCUAGAGGUUGGCAAGGGGACAUCCGAGACUAUGGUUGCCUCUGCAGCCACUCAGUGCAUUCGGAAGCUACUGAGGGACGCGGGCCUGUUGCUGCUGGAGCCCAUAAUGCAGCUGGAGAUCGUGACCCCUGAGGAGUAUGCACCCAGUGUUCUGGCGGAUCUGGGCCGGAGGAGAACUGAAAUUCAAGAGGUCACUGUCAGGAGGAAUGACAAAAUCAUCAGAAGUUUGGCUCCACUCAGUGAACUCCUCGGUUAUGCCACUCGAUUGAGGAUUUUGACAUCAGGCAACGGCAAUUUUUCCUUGGAGUUUGAUAGCUACCAGAGGAUGGGACCCCUCGAGGAACAGCAGGCCAUCAAAAAUAUCACUGGGUUCUGAAUCCAGUGGAGUUUUAAUUGUAAGAUUAAAAAUUCUGUAAUAUAAUUUAGGAUUGAAUAAAUGUUAUCGUAUUACG
Molecule: messenger RNA, 2330 nt
Organism: Fopius arisanus
Lineage: Eukaryota; Metazoa; Arthropoda; Insecta; Hymenoptera; Braconidae
Gene: mRRF2
Product: mitochondrial ribosome recycling factor 2
Exons: 3
Coding region: 29-2254 (741 amino acids)
Biological process (GO): ribosome disassembly; mitochondrial translation
Cellular component (GO): mitochondrion
Molecular function (GO): GTPase activity; GTP binding
Source: RefSeq, a predicted model, not a curated record